AUGAAAGGAAUUGACAGCGUUGAUCCUAAUUUCAGUGGCAGCACUAGAACAACAUUUAGCUGUGACAAAUGUUCUAUUAGCCCAAGUCGUAAAGAAGUCGUCCUCCUUGCACAGUCGUCAUCAUCGUCCACAGAGCUUAUCCCCACCCCGAUCGGCAUCUGCUGGGUCUCCCCAUCUCUCCUAGACUCCCCUCGGUCCCCGAUCCCCAGCUCCCUUUCCUCCCUAUGCUAUGCUCCCCCGGCGCAGGCCGUGGCUGCGGCGUUUUCACCCCCUAAUGGUAUGGUCGAGCAAUCUCCCGUUGGGAUUAUUAAAAGUUUUCCAAGCUUUGGGUUAGGAUUGUUCUCUCGACAUAAAAAAGCCUAUCUGGCCUGGCUUCGCUAUGGCUCGUGA
Messenger RNA from Prunus armeniaca (apricot), 390 nucleotides. NCBI's taxonomy places the organism in Eukaryota, Viridiplantae, Streptophyta, Magnoliopsida, Rosales, Rosaceae. The record is from the annotation of a GenBank genome assembly.